This is a messenger RNA of Nematostella vectensis (starlet sea anemone), 2647 nucleotides long. RefSeq lists its product as uncharacterized. Bases 392 to 2482 code for a protein of 696 amino acids. Gene Ontology annotation, molecular function: protein binding; RNA binding; metal ion binding. The record is from RefSeq and is a predicted model, not a curated record. Lineage: Eukaryota; Metazoa; Cnidaria; Anthozoa; Actiniaria; Edwardsiidae. The transcript is spliced from 19 exons.
CUGUGUUGUGAAAAAAAACGAGCACAUGAUAAAAAUACACCCUCCCCUCCCUCAAAAGUUUUAAAACGCUAAACUAUAUAUUUCUAAAAUUUCGACGACCACGCAUCACCACGUCACCAUGCCUUAUCACAGAAUCUACUCCUAGAGAUAAUUAUAUUUUUUAAUGCAAAAAUUAUUAUAUUUCUUUUUUUUGCCAAGAGAUUUGUAAAGAGACAAGAGAUUUGUAAAAGCAACUAAUUCCCCAGCCCUCCCAUGUAAAAAUCACAACGCAGCACAGUCACAGCACGUGAGAAAUUACCCAUAAUGCAAGUUGGGGCCAAAACUCUACACGUGAAAACAUGGCGGGCAGUGGGAGUAUGUAGUAUAAAGCUAUCUUUAUCUCGAAACGACCAUGGGAAUCACAAAAGAUGAAGCAUAUAGGAUAUUAGAACUACCAAGAGAUGCAAGUGUAGAGGAAGUUAGAGCAAGUUACAAGAGACUUGCACUAAAAUGGCACCCUGAUAAACACAACAACAGCACGACUGCCACCCAGAAAUUUCAAGAGGUAUCCUCUGCGUACAAAAGAUUGACAACUGAGGAUGCUGGUGAUGAGAUAUAUUUGUCUGCUGCUGAUAUGUUUGAUCUGUUUACACAUAUAUUUUUUCAAAGACAUGCGAUGUAUGGGUUCUGUAAUGGCCGUCAUCAUUAUGAGUCAGAUGAUGACAGUUACUACAGUGAUGAUAACUAUGAAGAUGAUGAUGAAGAUGAUUUGCUCCACACUAUGGCUUCAAAGCUCACAAGUAAACACGAUCGCAGUAGCAAGCCUAAUACAACACACAUUUAUGGUAAACCAGCUCAUAAUUUAACGGAGGCAGAGGCAAUGAAAAAUGCUGAAGAAUUAAUAAAAGAAGAGGAGCGUGAUAGAAAAAAAGCAGAGAAAAGACGACAAAAAAAGAAGAGAAAUAAAGAGAAGAAGAAGCAAAAAGACAAAGUUAAACCAGAUAAUAGUGAAAAAGAAAAUAAACAGGAUAAUAUUAUAGAUUCAUCAGGCUCCACAAGUAAAACACAUCUUAAAGACACUGAGAAUACUAGUCAAAACUCACAAAAUAAUCCCCAUCCAAGUACACAUGCUGCAAAGGCUACUGGGGGAAUUAAAGAAAACAAGUCAAACAAAACAACAGCAUCCAUAAAGAAUGUACCAACCACUAAUGGACCGAGCAAAACAUCUAGGUCUACUGAUGGUGAAGAAAGUGCAGGAAGUACACAUACCAAAAAACCAGCGAAGGAUGAUACAGAUUCUAGUGCAGAUGAGCCUGACUGGGAUCUGACGAGUGCUUUUGUCAGUCGAGCCGCCGGGCGUAAUCCAACCAGUACAACAACAGUUCCUGAAACAUUGCAAGAUGUUUCUUCCAAAGCACCCUCCUCAACACUUGCAUCCUCAUCAGAUACAACAUCUUAUAAUAUAACUUCUGGCGUGUCGGGCACAGAGCAGAUGGAUCCACUUGUACUACAGAGUAGACAAAUAGCAGUUCGUGGAAAUGAAAUGGCGAAUUUAGGAAAUUACCAGGCGGCAAUAGAAUUGUUUACACAAGCUAUAAAAUUGGAUGCCAGAGAUUUCAGGUUCUUUGGAAAUCGUUCAUAUUGUUUUGACCGGCUUGGACAGUUUGAAAAGGCCUUGCAAGAUGCUGAUGUAGCAAUAUCUCUGGCCCCUGAUUGGCCUAAAGGGUUUUUCAGAAGAGGCAGAGCUUUGGCUGGUUUAAAGUUAUUUUCAGAUGCUGAGGGUGCAUUUGCUCAUGUCCUCAAGCUUGAUAAGCACUGCGAAGAUGCCAUGUUUGAGCUGGCAAGAGUGAGAGUACAACAACUAGAGGAUAUGGGUUUCCCAACAAAUCAGAGUGAGGCAGCUAUACAAUCAUAUGGAACUGUCCAAGCAGGGUUAGAGGCAUUAUUAGCAGGAAAAGUGAAUUGUCCCUCGCCAGAUGAGAUUUAUGUGUCUGAUGGCGAAGAUAUGCCACAUAAGAUUGCAUCCAGUACAAGACCCCACCAAAAUAUUGACUCUACUAUCCCUGCGCAGACCCACUGUAAAUCGGUAUGGGUGGGGAAUGUCAAUAGCGACCAAGUGACAGAAGCCCAACUACAACAACUCUUCUCAAGAUGUGGACAAAUAGAGACAAUAAAAAUUCUUCCAAAAAAGUUUUGUGCCUUUAUCAACUACUAUAAUCCAGAAUCUGCAGCCAAGGCUAUUCAAAAUUAUCAGGGAUAUGAAUUAGGAGGACAAAGGUUUCUACUGAGGUUUCCAAAUAACAACCCAGCAGCAGCCACUACACCCAUCGUGAAACCACCAGUUGAAAGGCCCAAACUGUGUGGUCCAGUCAAUGGGAAUGAAUGCUAUUUCUGGCGGACUACCGGCUGUGCUUUUGGAAACAAGUGUCGUAAUAGACAUGUACCAGAGCAUAGAGGAUGUGACAUUAAAAAAGUAGAGGCCAAAUUUAGCACAAAGAAGUGAAAAACCGACAUGGCACAAAUAUAUAGUGGACUCUAGUAGUAGAAAUAUUUGGUGUUACUGUUCAAUUCUUCUAACUUGUUGUUAGAAUAUUUGUGAGAAGGAAACCACCUAAGAUAGAAUCAUUCAAAAUGCAAAGUUGGGAAUAAAGUUUAAUUUUGUUAGUAA